AUGGCUCGACCGAAUACUCUCUUCACUCUCGUUGCCGUCGCUGUCUUCGUUCUCUACCUUCUCCACAACCCUUCUCGUACAUCAACCCCCAUAACCGCCAUCGUAGAACCGCAGCAGCCCGAGGCUCAGGUACAAUCUGCCAUCCAUCAUGUUCUCACUCUUCCGCAUCAUCUGCAUACCUACUCGUCCGACGACGUCUUGGAUCUUCCAAGUCUACCGUCGGGUCCGCAUAACGCUGCCUUCUCUCCGCCCACCUGGUACCAGGAGCUCUCGACCGAGUCGAUCGAGCAAGCCAUCGCCUCGUUACUAGCGAUGGACAACCCAGAUGCGCCGAGCAACAAGAACAAUUCUGCUCCCAUCCAGGUUCUGCCCUUCUACUAUCGCGCAGCUCGCAGUCCGGAUCCAUCAGCGAUCACGAUCACGACGCUUGUGACGCCGUCCCGCUAUCCUGUUCUCUCUCGUCUAGCAUCCCACUACAACGGCCCGAUAUCCGUCGCGGUGCCAUUCCAAUCCCCGCUCUCUCUUCCUUCGCUACACGAGUUCUACACGUCUAAUCCAGCCAUCGUGGAACAUGUCGAUAUUCACCUGAUCCUCAACUCCCCUCCUAGGGCAUUCAACACAUGGCGAAACGUUGCGCGUGCCUUUGCUCGGACGGAUACGAUCCUAAUGCUCGAUGUGGACUUUUACCCGUGCACGCCGUUUGCACAGCGCAUACAAGGAAGUCAGAUAGCCCUGAAUCUUCUGGAGAACAACGCUAUGCUCGUCCUUCCCGCGUUCGAGUACGCAUCCAUCGAUGCGGGGAAGUACACCUCCCUCUUCCCUGUGGCAAAGCGAGAUCUGCUGCCUCUCUUGGAAAACGGCGAGAUUGGACAGUUCCACGGGGCUUGGCGACCGGGACACGCAGCCACCAAUUACUCACGCUUUGCCAACGCUACCUCAGGCGAGAUCUACAAGGUGAAGGACUAUCAUCCCUCUUACGAGCCGUACGUCAUCUUUCAGCGAGAGAACGCCCCGUGGUGCGAUGAGCGAUUCAUCGGAUAUGGAGCUAACAAGGCCGCAUGCCUCUUUGAGAUGUACAUCUCUGGUCGAUCUUUCUACGUCCUCGCGGACGACUUUAUGAUCCAUCAGAGUCAUCAGUAUCUUGAGAGCACACGGAAAGCCGAGAGGCAGCUUAACAAGAAACUCUACCCGUCAUUUAGGGAAGAGAUAUGCCUCAAGUAUCUGAAGCAUUAUGUGGAGAGCGCUAUUAUGGGCAGCCAGAUAACGCAUAAUGCCAGGAACGAAUGUAUGAAGAUUGCCAAGAUCAGGAAGAAGUUCCCCAUGAUGCUUGCUGGAAAGCGAUUGCAGGUCAACGGCAUGAUGCCUUGA
Molecule: messenger RNA, 1368 nt
Organism: Dacryopinax primogenitus
Lineage: Eukaryota; Fungi; Basidiomycota; Dacrymycetes; Dacrymycetales; Dacrymycetaceae
Exons: 3
Coding region: 1-1368 (455 amino acids)
Biological process (GO): protein O-linked glycosylation via mannose
Molecular function (GO): xylosyltransferase activity; glucuronosyltransferase activity
Source: RefSeq, a predicted model, not a curated record